This is a messenger RNA of Hevea brasiliensis (rubber tree), 1275 nucleotides long. RefSeq lists its product as uncharacterized. The transcript is spliced from 4 exons. Lineage: Eukaryota; Viridiplantae; Streptophyta; Magnoliopsida; Malpighiales; Euphorbiaceae. Bases 91 to 795 code for a protein of 234 amino acids. The record is from RefSeq and is a predicted model, not a curated record. Gene Ontology annotation, cellular component: chloroplast.
UGCUCCAAACACGCCUUAGCGAUAUCAUUCCAAAUAGAAUUGUUAAGCCUUUCGAUACCUCAGUUGUAUGCUCCAACUUCCUCUGUGGUCAUGGCUACAACUCUGCCAUGGCGGCAUCCACCGCCUCCGUUGCGCCUGCACAGGCGCCCAAUCCCCUUUCAUAACGCAGUCACUGUGCGUGCCUUCCAGCGCAGCGACUUCGACAGGUUCGCUAGGGAUGCCUGGCGCACUGCUAACGAUGGCUUUGAGCAGCUGAUAUUUGAGACCAAGAAGACCGCAGAGCGUAUUGACCGCAGAUACUCCGUCUCCCGCCGUCUUAAUUCUGUCGCCCAAUCUGCCGCUGACCGCUUCCGUGAGAUUGAUAGAGAGCUGGAGAUUCGUGUUCGGUGGCGCACAUUUUCCAUGGAUUUUGUUAGAAAUUGGCCUAGGUACAGGAGGCAGCUUAAUAAUUUUCUGGAUACACCAUUGGGAAGAAGUUUUGCUACUAUUUUCUUCCUCUGGUUUGCAUUAUCUGGGUGGCUGUUUCGCUCCUUGAUAUUUGCUACAUGGGUUCUGCCAUUUGCUGCACCUCUUCUCAUUGGGACCGUGGCAAAUAAUCUUGUUAUUAAGGGGGCUUGUCCAGCAUGUAAGAGGCAGUUUGUUGGUUACAAAAACCAAGUAAUUCGAUGUGCUAGCUGUGGUAACAUUGUGUGGCAGCCAGAAGGAGACUUCUUUUCAAGAGGUGGUAGAGGUAGAGGGACCUCUCCAUCGAAAUCUGAUGGUGAUAUAAUUGAUGUUGAGUUUGAGGAGAAAUAACCCUAGAUGCUUGGUUGAAAGUGAUGGUUCACUUCAUGCAGACUCUGCAUGGCAUGCGAAUACUAAAGUAGAUUAUUAUUAUUAUUAUUUUCUUUUUGGGUUGGGGAUUCCAUGCAUGUGAUGUUUAGACCUAAAGCUUCGUUGUUCAAGUUAGUUUUCUCAUCUUCCAAGUGCUCCUCUAGGAAUAGUUGAAUUAUUUCAGCUUGUACACUAUCUUUAUUCCACCCGGUUGAGAGAGACUUUGGAAAUGUACAAUACCCUUGUUCAUAGAUCAUUACAGAAUAAUCUUUUUCUCACGGUACAAUGUGUGGCAAAAAUUAGCUAGGAGCAAUUUUUCGUGAUCAACAUGCUGUGUCUCGAGGGAGUAAACCAUGGACGUUCAUUCAUUGUAUGCUAGUAUCUGUAUGACAUUAAGGUCCAUUUAUUUUUUGGGUUCCUCUAAAUGAUAUACUUAUUUUACUUUGAGAAAGCAUUAUACAA